Ziziphus jujuba (common jujube) is the source of this 1580-nucleotide messenger RNA. Its product is annotated as bifunctional nuclease 2. Gene Ontology annotation, molecular function: nuclease activity. Gene Ontology annotation, biological process: protein ubiquitination. The transcript is spliced from 9 exons. Gene Ontology annotation, cellular component: VCB complex; nucleus. NCBI's taxonomy places the organism in Eukaryota, Viridiplantae, Streptophyta, Magnoliopsida, Rosales, Rhamnaceae. Bases 204 to 1166 code for a protein of 320 amino acids. The record is from RefSeq and is a predicted model, not a curated record.
AAAAGUAAUUAAAUUUUCAAUAAAUAAAUGAAAGCGCCAUGAGCGAAAAGUGAGUUUGACGAUAACAACAACAUUGUGCUUCCUCGUUUCCGGUUCAGCUGAGUAGUAGUAGCUAAGCCUCCAAGUCUUAAGGUCCUCUUCGCUCUCUGUUUCUGUCUCCGUCGCCAUAACCGCACGUAUCAAAAAGAAAAAAAAAAAAAAAAAUGCUCGGAGCUCAAUUGUGUGUCCGUACAGCCUCCGGUUUGAGGACUGUAACGGAUCAAGCAAAUGCCAGCCGUUCGAUCCCGUGUUCUUCGCCUGCCUCUUCAUGUUCCUUGAACUCCACGGUUCGAUUAGGUUUCAGAGCCAAACGGUUUCGUGGACUCGAAUCUGUCGUCAUUCGUUGCAAAUCUUCUUCUCAUGGUAGCUUUGGCUCCAGAUCCAGCAAUGGCGAUGAUCACCACCAUGACUAUCUCGAAGCUACCCUCCUCCUUUCAGAAACUAUCUCGCACCACCAUAUGCGGAGGCGAGGAUUUUCUGAAGAUAUGAAAUGGAAGUCUUCUGGUAAAUCGUUUCCCUUUACAGGGAAUACGGUAGGACAGGGAUUUCUUCGGCGCUUCCAGAGUCCCACAAUGUUUCUCAAGAUUUCUUGCGAUGGAGACUUUCUUCUGCCGAUCGUUGUAGGCGAGUUUGCUAUUGAAAAACUCGUAGAUGCUCAAUGGGGAGAUGAAAAUGGGGAUUCUCCGGACCAGUUCCAGUUCCUUAGGAAUCUUGUGGAUAAGCUUGGCUAUCAAGUGAAUAUGGUGAAAAUUACAGAAAGAGUUGUUAAUACUUACUUCGCCAGAUUGUUUUUUAGCAAGCCAGGGAAAAAUGACAUUCUAAGUGUGGACGCACGCCCCUCGGAUGCAAUAAAUGUGGCAAAUAGAUGCAAGGCACCAAUAUAUGUCAAUAAACAAAUUGUCGUGACAGAUGCUAUCAGAUUCAGUUAUGGAAUGGGUAGAGCACGUAAUACAAAAUCUACUUAUGAUGUAUCUCUUGACAGUGCUGCAGAUGGUCCAGACAUUUUAGCCAAGGAACUUGAUUUGGUGAAUAAUAUCAAUCUAGCUGUCAAAGAGGAAAGAUACAAAGACGCAGCCAUGUGGAAUGACAAAUUGCAGAGGCUACGAGAGUCUAUCCAUGAACACUAGCCAAGUAUAAUUUGAGGUUUUCUACUUCUGAUAUCUUGCAGCUUGUGUGUAUAGGCCAUUUUGUUUUGGGAUAGAAUUUCAUUAGGAUUUACAAAUGUCCAAGUUGAAGGAAUGCCUUCAUGCAACUUUAGAAACUUCCAAAACAAUUUAUGUACAGCUACUUCCAGAAGUAUUGCUUCAGUGUAUGUAAAUGUAAAAUCGUAUAUUAAGUUGAAUUGUUAUAGCCGUAGAGAGGAUUGAUUUCUUUUCUGUACAUCCACAGUUUGUAAUUAUUAGGAGAUGGUGCGUGGAGAAAAAGAAAGUAAGAACCUGUCUACACGUUACAUUAUCUUCGGUGUUAUACGCAAGUUUCUCGUUGUACAUACAAACGAAUGCACAAUCUAUGGAAAUGAUACAUUAUGAUGUUUUAUGCAA